Molecule: messenger RNA, 1572 nt
Organism: Paramecium sonneborni
Lineage: Eukaryota; Ciliophora; Oligohymenophorea; Peniculida; Parameciidae
Source: the annotation of a GenBank genome assembly
AAUAAAUAUGCAAAAUGAUGAAACAAAUGAGAGGAGUAACAAUGUUCUUGAUACGGAUGAAUCAACGUAGCAAAAUUCGACAGAAAAUACAUAAGGAGAGCAUGUUUAAUAAUAAGAAGUUCUUGAAUAACAUAGUAAUGAAUAAUAGAAAUUGAAUGAUGCAAUCUUACAAUAGAUUGAUAAUGAUGAACCUGUAUUAUAUAUAUAUGAUUUAGAUAUUCAUCUUAGUAAGUAAUCCUUCUGAAGUAAAAUCUUCAUCAAUGAAUAAAUAUCUAGUAUAUACAGUGAAGGGAAAAGAUGCUUUAGGAAAUUUUGAAGUUCAGAGAAGAUUUAAUGAGUUUUAUAUAUUAAGAGAAGCAUUAUUAUCAAUUUGGCCAGGAUUGUACAUACCCCCUUUGCCAGAUAAAUUAGUAAAUCCAACCGGAGAUGAAUUAUUAGAGAGAGUUAGAUUAUUAAAUAUUUUUGUGAUGAAAAUGGCUCAGAUAAAGUAUUUAUAUUAUUCAGAAGAAUUUGUAUAAAUAUUUUUGAGAUCAACAUAAACAGAUGUUUGUAAGGUAUGUAUAUAAUGAAUGAUUUUAUAGUAAAUACAAAGUUUACCUAAACCUAAUAUUAGAUCUUAGAUUGAUAAAUUUAAACAUAUAUUUGAAACAGAUUAAGUUUAAGAACCUGAUAUAAAUUCAAUAAAUAAAAUAAAUCAAAUGCAAAAAUUUUGUAAAUAAUCUUAGCAAUUAUUAAUAAAAUUAUUUGAUUAAGCUAAAAGUUUAAGUGGUAGUAGAAGAUGCUUAAAAGAAUUGUUCCAUUCAUUUUUUGGAAUUGGAUUAUAUGAAUUUGAACAAUAAAUAUUGCUUCCUUGUUUAGAGAGUUAAAAAUAUUUAAUUUUAACAAAUCCUGAUGCAUAAGAAUUGAAAUCAACUUUAGAUUAUUUAGUAUUACAAAAUAAUAAAUAUUUAGAAAGAAUAAAAUUAAAUAUCUUUAGAUAAAAUUUAAGAUUUGAUAUCUACAGAAUAGAGAGACAUGGAAGCAUUUUUAUAAGGUUUUUAAUAACGAGAGUCGUUAUUACACUUAAAAUCAAAAGUAGAGAAUAAAUUAAGAGAAUAAUAAGAAUAAUUGACUAAAGUAAUGAUAGGAAAAGGAACAAGUUUUGGGAAUAAGAAUUAGGAAGAAUAACGAUAGAAGAUAGAAAUGUAAAUAGUAGAAGUAUUAAAAAAUGAUAAAUAUAAAAGAGCUAAAAUGACGUAGACUCAUAUAAAUAUUAUUAUCAAUUGGUAACACAUGUUUUGACAACCAAAGCGAUAGACAAGUUUAAGAAAGAUAAACAUGAAUCAUACAAGAGAAUAAUUAGAGAUUUAUCAUAAUUGGAAAUAGAAAACCAUUAAGUAAUGUAGGAAGUAUGGACAAGAGUUAUAAGUUUGGCAGAAUCAUUAAAAGUAAAGGAAUGAUGAUGGAUAUUAUUAAAAUAAUAAUAAAUCAUCACCUAAUCUAGAUUUUUGUUGAAAAAAUUCGUCCCACCGAGGAAUUGAACCUCGAAUUCAAGAGCCGGAAUCUCACGUGUUACCAUUACACUAAUAGGAC